AUGAAGUCCACUUCCGCUCUUUUAUCAAUCCUUUGUUCCGCCGUUGCGGUUUAUGCCGCUGAUGCCUCUAGUGCAAAUUCUACGGUCUCCAGCACCUCUGGUUCAUCAUAUUCUGUCCCAGAACUCAUGACCUUCACUGAAACUUCUAACGCCGUCCCAUCAGGUAAUUUCCUUGCGGGCUCGUCAUCCACCAGCUCGAGCUCUUCUAAAGGUGAUGCGCCAAACGCCUUUGCCGACAUGGGAUUUCCGGCCCAAAUGGGUGGGUUGGUUGGAUUAGGGAUGAUUUUUGGUUUCUUAUGA
Molecule: messenger RNA, 300 nt
Organism: Saccharomycopsis crataegensis
Lineage: Eukaryota; Fungi; Ascomycota; Saccharomycetes; Ascoideales; Saccharomycopsidaceae
Exons: 1
Coding region: 1-300 (99 amino acids)
Source: RefSeq, a predicted model, not a curated record